Rhopalosiphum padi (bird cherry-oat aphid) is the source of this 1216-nucleotide messenger RNA. It is a transcript of the gene mip40, whose product is annotated as protein lin-37 homolog. Bases 155 to 874 code for a protein of 239 amino acids. Gene Ontology annotation, biological process: negative regulation of transcription by RNA polymerase II. NCBI's taxonomy places the organism in Eukaryota, Metazoa, Arthropoda, Insecta, Hemiptera, Aphididae. Gene Ontology annotation, cellular component: transcription repressor complex; Myb complex. The transcript is spliced from 7 exons. The record is from RefSeq and is a predicted model, not a curated record.
UCAUAUUUGCUGGUGAAAUAUCAAAUUUGUAGUGAAUUAGUGAAUUCAGAUUUACAGCUUAUUGCGACUGUUACCGAGUGUUUUCAUUGUUCUUAGUAAUAUUCAUUAUUAAAAUAAAUUUGUCACUCACAAGGGUCAACCAGUGAAAUAAAUUAUGGUUAAAAAAAGGAAAAGUGUACUGAAGUCUUCAACACAAGUUGUUGACUCACCAAUGAAAGAACCAAGGAUUAUAAGAGGUAAUCAUUUAGAAAAGGCUCGUAACAGUUUAAAUGAAGCUCUUGAUAUUAUUGCAAAGAAAGAGCAUAAGAAAUCCGAUGAUGUGACAGAUAAUGAUGUUUUAAUUGUCGAAGAAAAUGAUACAAAUAAACGAGUAAAGAAAAAUGAAUCCAAACAGGAAGUUAAAGAUUCAUUGGUAUUAAAAUUACGAGAUCGCAGUAUUGAUUUAGCUUCUUUUACCAAUAAUUCAGCUAUGUACUCUAUAUGUCGAGCUUGGAUAAAAAAUGAUCCAUUAUCAGCAAGACAAGUAAAAAGUAAGAAAUCAGAAAAUUUGGAACGUUCAAUUAAAAGUGAUAAUGAAUCAUCUACAAUCGAAGAUUAUGUCUAUAAAUUACCACCACCUAAAAGUAGACCUGAAGAUGAGACAGAUAUAAUUCACAGAGUACCUAUGAAUUUACCAAAGGAUGUAAUAUCCACCUUAGAUAUUAAAACUAAUAUCGAAGAAGUUCCUAACGUUAGUGAAUUACUUAAUGAGCACAGGAAAAGAUGGGUUUGUAUACGACAGCAAUGGAUUAAAUUCAGUAAUGAAAAUGAAGCCCGCUACUCUAUGUCAAAAAACAUUUUGAAUUCAAUGUUAAACAAAGAUAAUAAUGUUUAGUACCAUCAAUAUACCAGCCUAAAGAAGCAUAAUAUUUUUUAUCAAUUUUAAGUUUAGUUAAAUAUCAUGUUUAUGUUGUAUAAUGUCCUUAUAAAAUUAAUUUUAUUAUGUAUUGGAAUUUUAACUUUGUUUAUUCUCUUUAUAAAUUUAAAUUGAAAGUAUUGUCUAGUAACAAUUUUAUUUUAGUAUGAUUCUUAACAGUUAUUAUUGUAACAUAAUGAAAAAUUAUUAUUUAUCAACCAUAAUAUUAUGGAUGUAAAAAAUAAUUAUAAUAAACAAUUUUGUAAUAAAAUUUGCAUAUAUUUCAAACAUAGUAAAAAAUACAUAUAUUUUAACCUUUAA